Caenorhabditis sp. 36 PRJEB53466 is the source of this 2505-nucleotide messenger RNA. NCBI's taxonomy places the organism in Eukaryota, Metazoa, Nematoda, Chromadorea, Rhabditida, Rhabditidae. The record is from the annotation of a GenBank genome assembly.
AUGUCUUCGGGGCAAUUGAUAUGUCCGCUUUGCUGUGCGUGUUUGAAGGAAGAAGGAGCGCAUUUCUUUAAGCAUUUCCGAUACAAGUGAGCAGUUUAAACAGAAAAGCGACGGUUUAUGUGAUAUUUGUAGACGUUUUACGUGCGGAGAAAGCAGUUGCGAUUUGGGCUUUUACACCGAGUCGGAGCGGAAUGCUCAUUGUGCAGAACUCUCUCACAAAAGAUCGUUCCAGGUUGUGAACUAGGAUUAGAAAAGAAAUUAAGAUUACCAGUUUUCAGAAAACCGUAAAUCCGUACAUAGAUAAUCUGAUCAAAAUAAUUACUGAAGACGCCCGAAAACUGGCCACUGAAUCCAUGGAAUCGGUACUCGCGAGUCGAUUCGAAAGCAGCGGAGAACAGAACAUUUCCGUAACUCCUUCGGCGAUUCCAAAGAAGAAAAGAACUCUUCAAAAGCGCGCAAGCACCCCCGUUUUAACCAAAAAAACAAAACAAUGCACUCCGGGAUCUGAACAAUCUUCAUCGAAUUCGACCUCUUCUGCUGACCCGUAAAUAUUCUGAAUUCAAUGACUCAUCACAACAUUUGUUUCCAGUAAACACCGUACCAACUCGGCUUCUGCUCCGUCUGGAAAUGCCGUUUUUGAAGUCGAUUCGACUACGAAUGAAGUGCCCGUCGUCCCGUCUUCCACGGAGAAACAGAAGCGAACGAGAAAGUCACGGACAGAAGUGAUAGGAAGUGAGCAGUAAAAAUGAAUACAUAUUUCUUUCAGUUCGAUCCAAUUCCAACCAAUUUAACACGUCGUAAUACGUCCUACGACGAGAUGUCUCCUUUCGAAAAGCUGGCCGGAUGGUACGAUCCGAACGUUCCGGAAAGACAAAACGCGGCGAAGAUCCGCUGUGAAGAGUGUAAUAAGGAUAUCGUCUAUGAUUACAGUUCGUCUCAUUCCUUCGUUUCGCUCACUCAAGUUUCCUUUCAGUUAUUCGUAAAAGUCACGUUACCAAAGAACAUAUGGCAGCCGAUGUGGCUGCGGAGGAUUAUGAGGGUAUUCUGAAGGCGGCGGUGAUUCCAUUCUCAUCAUUCUGUUAUUCAUUUCCCGGUUUCAGAUGGAGAAAUCAUAUCCAGGAUACCCGAAUUCGAAUUUUUCGUGUCAGCUCUGCAUGGGCAGUGGCGACGUGGCUAAGAAUCGGCGAAGAGAACACAUUGAGACGAUGCAUUCGGGGAAGAUUCCGGACCUGAGAUGUCCUAUUUGCGAGAGAGGAUUCAAAAGACAAUGCGGGUUGAGCACACACAUGAAAGAGGUGUCAGACCGGUAUCUGAUAAUUUCUCACGCUUCGAAAGUUCAGGAACACAAAACGUCGAUGUGCCAUUUAAAAAAUUCGGUUUUCCAAAAAGAGCGUCAUCGGCGCAAUGCAAUGAUCGGAGAGCUGACCACGAUGUGCUUCCCUUGGGCAAAAAUUGAGCCAUUCGAAUGCAAAAGCGCCGUUCGUUUUGUUGAGUUCUAUAAUUCCGUUGAAGAUCCAUUUUGUGCAGGAACCAUCAGGAUCGUUGUUGUCAAGAUAUCGAUCAAAUUCGGAGAGAAACAUUCCCGCUACUAAUGAUGGCCCGAUCGUAACUGACGUUCGACUGCGCGAUGCUCACGUUAGUAUUCUAACGCGGUUAUCUUUGUUAUAGCUCUUUCGAUUCCAGAAGACUCGUCGUGCUCCGAGGUACAACUCUUCGUCCGGAUCUUCUACGGACGAUGAAGAGAGCGGAGCUCCGGAUGACACCGGCAGCGAAAAGAGCACCGACUUCACGAAGGAUGUCGAAUUCAUCGGACAACAAUUCAUUUCGGAAAUCACAAGAAAGCUCUUAAUGAGAAACUCGAUCAAACCGGAGGAACAGUCGGAUGACAAAGCGACUGACCAAGAGACGUCGACAGACCAAGGAUUGUCAAGAGGAUCAACGGCGAAGACGGUGAAGCAGGAACCGGUGGAAGAGCCGCAGACUCACGGAGAAACGGAUAACAGGUGAGAGAUCACAAAAUGAGAAGAUGAAAAUCAAGGAUAAUAUUCUUUUUCAGCGGCUCGCAGUUGUCCGAAAUGCUCCCUCUGCACGCGCCAUUCGUCCCAACCCCCGUUUCUCCUCUUCCAGUUCAAGCUUCCCCUUCUCCGAAGCAUCAUGCAAUAACUUACGAUCAGCAACAUCAAGAACAAAGUUAUCGCAGCUACAGGUAACUUCAAGUGUUCCGCUGCUCACCAUCAAUUCCAUCAUUUCAGACCUAAAAAUUCCGAUUCCCGACAGUCAUCAUACCUUCCUAGGAAUCGAUACACUUCGAAUUCCUGGUUGUCUCGCCCAGAAAGCGACAGUCACAACAUAAACCAGUGGCGCCGUAGUUCGGGACAGUCCCGUUGGGAGACCUCCUCCCGCCACACCAAUUCGAACGACUCCCACCGUUCGUCCUCCAGCUAUCGCAGUUCCUCCCAAAAUUCGAGCUCACGUGGAUUCGGAGCAAAACAUACCCGUUUUUGA